Pongo pygmaeus (Bornean orangutan) is the source of this 9195-nucleotide messenger RNA. RefSeq names its product MAM domain containing glycosylphosphatidylinositol anchor 2 (gene MDGA2). The record is from RefSeq and is a predicted model, not a curated record. Gene Ontology annotation, biological process: synapse organization; homophilic cell-cell adhesion. Bases 914 to 3991 code for a protein of 1025 amino acids. Gene Ontology annotation, molecular function: protein binding; axon guidance receptor activity. The transcript has 17 exons. NCBI's taxonomy places the organism in Eukaryota, Metazoa, Chordata, Mammalia, Primates, Hominidae. Gene Ontology annotation, cellular component: neuronal cell body; axon; plasma membrane.
UGUCCCGACCGUCCCCACCCCCUCCACCUGGCGGGGGCGGCGCGGAAGCGAAGAGGACGCGCGCAGUGCCGGUGGGCACGCGUAGACGUGUGUGCGGAUCGGGUAUUUGCCUGGCAUUCGCCCUCUCUUGCAAGUGGCGGUGCCUGGACUCUGCUUUCGGCUCCGGGAAUUGCUGCGGCCGGCCAGAGCACCUCCACGCUGGCGGGGCGCUAAAGGCUAUUUUGGAGAGCGGUGGCGGUGGCGGCUGUGGCUGGUGUGCCCAAGCGAGCUCCAGACGCACACUCCGCUCCUUGUUGGACCCUUUCCUCCUCCUCCUUCCCCCUCCUCCCUUCCCUCUUCCCCACCCCCGUUCCCCUAGCCCCACUCCUCCUCUUCCUCCUCCUCCUCUUCCUCCUCUCCCGGUUCGGCGAUGCGAGUCUGUAUCGUGUAACAGGAUUGGCGUUGCAAUGGCAACUGAUGGAAUGGGGGAAGGCAAGACAGCAGGGCUGGGGGCUUCGGACUGCGGGCGGGCGGGCCGCUGUCGCCGCUUGACGCCCCUCCGGGGACCUUCGCGAGUUACUUUGUAAAGGCGAAUCCAGGCAAGAGAGCCCUGCUCGGUGUCCUGGGUCAGAGGCCACUUCCUGCUCCUCGGCUGUCCAAGCCAGGCUCCUACCGCGCGGCACCCCCGGCCCCCUGCCCGCGCCCGCCGCCAGCCCAGCGCGCCGCCGCCGCCGCCGCUGCGGAGACUGGAGCCCGCUUCCCUGAAGAACACUUCGCCUCGCAGCUCCCCUUCCCAUCACCGCCCCCUGCUCCUCCCCGGCGUCUGCGAUUUUCCCAGGCACCCGGUGUGAGUGCGGCGUGCGUGUGAGUGUGUGUCAGGGUAUUGUGUUGUGGGAGAGAGUGUGAGUGUGUGAGUGUGUGAGUGUGUGUGUGCAUGAGUGUGUGGAGUGCGGGGCUCCUGCGCUCCGCUCGCGGCCGCCGCCGGGGAAGGACAGACGGACGGCGCUUCCUCCUUCGGCGAGCGGUUCCCGGGCACCUCGGCUCGGCCCGGGCGCGAGUGGAGCGCGCCUGGCUGGCCGCCGGCCUCCCGAAGGUCCCGCUGCGUCCCCCCUGGGCUGGAUAUGUUCAUGUUCACGUGAAGAUGGAUUUACUGUACGGUCUCGUGUGGCUGCUGACAGUCCUCCUGGAGGGGAUCUCUGGCCAAGGAGUGUACGCUCCUCCCACAGUUCGUAUUGUGCACUCAGGCUUGGCCUGUAACAUUGAAGAGGAGCGCUACUCCGAAAGGGUCUACACUAUCCGGGAAGGAGAGACCCUCGAGUUGACUUGUCUAGUCACAGGACAUCCACGUCCACAGAUCAGGUGGACCAAAACAGCAGGAAGUGCCUCUGACAGAUUCCAAGACUCAAGUGUCUUCAAUGAGACUUUGAGGAUUACAAAUAUUCAGCGACACCAAGGAGGCCGGUAUUACUGUAAAGCAGAGAAUGGCUUGGGGUCUCCAGCGAUAAAGUCAAUCAGAGUGGAUGUAUACUAUUUGGAUGAUCCAGUAGUAACUGUUCAUCAAAGUAUAGGUGAAGCUAAAGAACAAUUUUACUAUGAGAGAACAGUGUUCCUCCGGUGUGUUGCCAAUUCCAAUCCUCCUGUUCGGUAUAGCUGGAGACGUGGCCAGGAGGUCUUGCUGCAAGGAUCUGAUAAAGGAGUUGAGAUUUAUGAACCAUUCUUUACCCAGGGUGAAACAAAGAUCUUAAAACUAAAGAAUCUUCGACCUCAGGACUAUGCUAAUUAUAGCUGCAUUGCUUCAGUGAGGAAUGUAUGUAAUAUUCCUGAUAAGAUGGUGUCGUUUAGACUGUCCAAUAAAACAGCAUCACCGUCAAUUAAACUCUUGGUGGAUGAUCCUAUAGUUGUAAAUCCUGGAGAGGCCAUAACAUUAGUAUGUGUUACAACAGGAGGAGAGCCUGCACCUUCUCUCACCUGGGUCAGGUCCUUUGGGACUCUGCCUGAAAAGACUGUUUUGAAUGGAGGAACUUUGACCAUACCUGCCAUCACCUCAGAUGAUGCUGGUACUUACAGCUGCAUUGCCAAUAAUAAUGUGGGAAACCCUGCAAAAAAGUCCACCAACAUCGUUGUGAGAGCAUUAAAAAAAGGACGAUUUUGGAUCACACCAGAUCCUUAUCAUAAAGAUGACAACAUCCAGAUUGGCCGUGAAGUGAAAAUAUCUUGCCAAGUAGAAGCUGUUCCUUCUGAGGAGCUAACAUUUAGUUGGUUUAAAAAUGGUCGUCCAUUAAGAAGUUCUGAGCGGAUGGUCAUUACACAGACUGAUCCUGAUGUCUCUCCGGGAACAACAAACUUGGACAUCAUUGAUUUAAAAUUCACGGAUUUUGGGACGUACACAUGUGUAGCAUCUCUGAAGGGAGGAGGAAUAUCUGAUAUCAGUAUCGAUGUUAAUAUAUCCAGCAGCACAGUUCCACCCAAUCUGACUGUUCCACAGGAAAAAUCACCACUGGUCACCAGAGAAGGAGACACAAUAGAACUGCAAUGUCAAGUAACUGGCAAACCUAAACCAAUCAUCCUUUGGUCUAGAGCGGAUAAAGAAGUUGCAAUGCCUGAUGGAUCAAUGCAAAUGGAGAGUUAUGAUGGAACACUGAGGAUUGUGAAUGUAUCUAGGGAAAUGUCAGGAAUGUACAGAUGUCAGACCAGCCAAUACAAUGGAUUUAACGUGAAACCAAGGGAAGCCUUGGUGCAGCUCAUCGUUCAGUAUCCCCCUGCAGUGGAACCAGCAUUCUUGGAAAUCCGGCAAGGACAGGAUCGAAGUGUCACUAUGAGCUGCAGAGUACUGAGAGCCUAUCCAAUACGGGUGCUGACCUACGAGUGGCGCUUGGGCAAUAAGUUAUUACAGACGGGUCAGUUUGACUCUCAGGAAUACACAGAGUACCCUGUGAAGAGUCUUUCCAAUGAAAACUAUGGGGUUUAUAACUGUAGCAUCAUAAAUGAAGCUGGAGCCGGGAGAUGCAGCUUUCUUGUUACAGGAAAGGCCUAUGCUCCAGAAUUCUAUUAUGAUACCUACAAUCCAGUAUGGCAGAACAGACACCGUGUUUAUUCUUACAGUCUGCAGUGGACACAGAUGAAUCCUGAUGCAGUGGAUCGGAUUGUUGCAUACCGGUUGGGUAUCAGGCAGGCUGGACAGCAGCGUUGGUGGGAGCAGGAGAUUAAAAUAAAUGGGAAUAUUCAAAAGGGAGAAUUAAUUACAUAUAACUUGACAGAGCUAAUUAAACCAGAAGCUUAUGAAGUCCGACUGACUCCUCUCACCAAAUUUGGUGAAGGAGAUUCAACAAUUCGUGUGAUCAAAUAUAGUGCUCCUGUAAAUCCUCAUUUGAGAGAAUUUCAUUGUGGAUUUGAAGAUGGUAAUAUUUGUUUGUUCACUCAAGAUGAUACAGAUAAUUUUGACUGGACAAAACAAAGUACAGCAACAAGAAAUACAAAAUAUACUCCUAAUACAGGACCUAAUGCUGACCGUAGCGGUUCCAAAGAAGGUUUUUAUAUGUACAUUGAGACAUCACGACCCAGAUUGGAAGGCGAAAAGGCUCGACUUCUCAGCCCUGUUUUCAGCAUAGCUCCCAAAAACCCUUAUGGACCCACAAACACUGCAUAUUGUUUCAGCUUCUUUUAUCACAUGUAUGGACAACAUAUAGGUGUUUUAAAUGUUUAUCUACGUUUGAAAGGGCAAACAACAAUAGAGAAUCCACUGUGGUCUUCAAGUGGGAAUAAAGGACAAAGAUGGAAUGAGGCUCAUGUUAAUAUAUACCCAAUUACUUCAUUUCAGCUCAUUUUUGAAGGUAUCCGAGGUCCUGGAAUAGAAGGUGACAUUGCUAUUGAUGAUGUAUCAAUUGCAGAAGGAGAAUGUGCAAAACAAGACCUAGCAACUAAGAAUUCCGUUGAUGGUGCUGUUGGGAUUUUGGUUCAUAUAUGGCUUUUUCCCGUUAUCGUCCUCAUCUCUAUCUUAAGUCCUCGAAGGUGACCUUAUCCUGGCAGAGGCUAUAAAAGAUUCACCAGGCACUGGCACGAAGAAAGAGUCUUUGUAAAUGGACAUUGAACAAACAAACUACCAAAGAUUCCUCCACUGACUACUGACUCAAAAAUAAAAUAAUAAAAACAAAUUUUUUUUAAGCACUGGGGAUAAAAAGACAUCAUGGAAGUAUAACUUAUUCCAAACUAAACAUAAAAGAUAAUCUUGACCUGAGUAGAGAAGAGACCUUCAGGUGCUUUUGUGGCUAAAAAGAUUACAGCGUCAUCUGGUUGAACUCUGGAAAAAAAAAAAAAAAAGAAAAAAAGAAAAAAAAAGAGCUAUAGAAAUCCUUGUCAAAGCACAAAGUCAUGGCUGGUUUUGUUUCAAAUGAAUAGUUUGCUUGUUACCAUGGAAACCUAAUGGCCUGCCAACAAAAACCUCACUGUAAACAGGGUACGUGAAGAGCUGGCAUUUAUUUUCCUUUCAAGAAGGUUUUCAUAGAGAAUUAAAUAAAUGUAGGCCCUUUUACCUUUGGCUGUUACCCUUCCUUGAAAAUAACCCGAACUCAGAAUUAUUUAAAGCAUUCAUGUUUCUCCCCACCUUAUCCCCAUCCCAUCUUUAUUAUUAUUAUUUUUCUCCCAUGGCUAAGCUAGAUAACUGUAUGCUGUCUCUUUUUGCAUGCACUACUAUCCAGGAUGGUAAACCUGGGCUUACAUAUUACACAGGCUUAUCGGAGUUUGCUUGCGGCCACUUGAACACCCAAACUACGUCAUCUGUUCCAAUGAAGAAACCAAACCACCAUCUUUUAUAAAUUGCCAUGGAAACCAAGUGCCUUCAAUGAAACAAGCCUGAAUAAUUUUCAACUCAGAAGCUUGCACUGCUAAGAGUGGUUUGUGUAAAACUAUUUUAUAAACAAACUACAGAGCCUAAAUGUGCAAAUUACAGGCAAGACAACAAAGCCGCUUCUGAAGAAGAAAGGACCGAAGCUGCUGCGUAAGCCCAUGCAGACAAGAUAUUUGUUGUUUAACCUCCUAGACAGUCAUGGCCUUUCGGCUUAUUGUCCAUUAGAAAAUUACUUCCUCUGAGACCAGACAUGGAGCAACACUUUUUUUCUUCCAGGUUAUUAAAUGGGUCAACCAGAGCAAAAGGUUAUUAAGAGUACUUAGUGCAGAAGGUGGUAAAACACAAAAGUGAUUUUUUUACUCUAACCUCCAUUUGAAAUGAAAUUGGCCCUAGUUUUAGAGGGAACAAGAAAAUGUUUGGGAUUGCAGUGCAUACUAACUCUACAGUGGAACUGGGCCUGAGAAAUCUGGCUUUAUUCUAAACCCUGAGGGUAAUAUGCCUCUGCCCUUUAGUCAGACUCUGUGCAAAUUGUGAAAUAUUAUUUUAUUAUUUUACCAAGAUUAAAAAACACUUUUACAAAAAAACAAAAACCUGUAAAAAUGAUUUUGAGCUACCUGAGGACAAAUCAUAUCUUUAACCAGCCAGUUUUCCAAUGCAUUGUAAAUUUCACUUAAACCUGUUGGUUAUGAAAAUUUGAAGAUCCUUUUCCUUAAAUUAUCUCAGCUUUUAACUUCAUUUAAAAAGACUUUUGUCUAAGAAGAAUAUUAUUAUUAUAUGUUCUUUCAACACCCCAGCAUUAAAAAAAACUGAUUAUGCAAGUAAUUGGAAUAUAAGUAUUAAAUUAUAACAUUUACGAAUAUUAAUAUAAAAGCACAACAAAAUGUAGUGGAAAAUGACAAAGGUUGAUUUUUUAAAACAAUUCUGUAGAAAUGUUUGUGCAAAUUCAGUAAUUCAACUUAAAAUAUAAUUUUACAGCUAUGUUCAAUAAAGCCUCUUUCCAGGUAAGGUAUGACAAGCAGUAUGUGUGUUUGUUGAGCAAUGUUCACUUAUCACUAAAAUGAAAUUAGUUAUACAAUUUAUUGGUUACCAUGGGAUAAAUCUUCAGUGCUCCACAUACCUUAAUGUCUGCAGAAAGAAAUUUUAAUAGGAACUCCCUGAUGUACUCUCCUAUAUUUGUAAUACAUGCAGAAAGCAGUUAAACCUUUGAAGGUAAAAUAUGAAACAUAUAUGAACCUGGAAUUUAAUGUCUAUUUUCAGUCAGUUCAAAAGGGGACCAGUUUGAAUAUUUAGGUAGUGAUGGAAUUGAUCUGAACCAAGUCCUUUAAAUUAAACAUAAUAAACAAAUGAGUUUCAUAACUUGUUUGAAUGAAUUAGGCAUCUUAAAAUUUUUUCAGAGUUUCACAGUAACCCAUAUACUUUAUCAGACCAAAGAGAUUCAAAUACACGGUAUCUGGGGCAUUUCUUUUACUUUUUACAAAAUUUCUCUUCACCUUGACUUCCAUUUUGUGGCAACUAGCCCCUUUUCUCCACUAUCUCUUAUCAGUAGAUCACCCUUUUUAAUUGAUUUUCUGCACUCUCAUUCAUGAUAAUAGCAAUGAAAAUGUUUUAGAUCUAAAAGGAGACUCUUAACUCAUUGCCUCUCCCUCCCUUGAUCUUUAAGUUGAUUUCAGUGAGGGUUUUGCAAAAAAAUAAAAAAUAAAAAAGACUAUAUUCAGAAUAUUUGACUAUACGUGUGUCCUUUUCAGGUAAACAACCAAAUGUCCUAUUAUCCUAACUAAUCCUGCACAAAGAAGUUACUGUAAGAAAAAGUUUCAAUCCUACUACUAAGCAUUUAUAAAAUACUAAAAUCUUUCCUACCCUCUCAAACAGUAAGAAUACACAAUGCUUCAGAAGUUAAUGAGAACUGGCUGGUACCACAAAUUAAUUUUGAUUAAAUUUUUAAAAGAUUGCAGAUGAAUGUGAAGAACAAAGGGGCAAUCAGAAGAAGUGCAAAGCAAUCAGACUUAUUGAGAUGGUAAUAAAAUGUAUAUCUCAAGUGGGUUCUGGAUCAUUCACGUAAACCAACAAACAAUUUGAAUCAACGUUUUUCACUACAGAUUAUAUGUUCAGUUGCUUUAAUUGAAAGUAAAUGGAUAAAAUGCAGAAAUUUUAAAAGAUUGGGAUAAGUGAAAUGUAAAUUUUGUUAAGUAACCUCUUCUUUAAUAUUAGUAAAAAUAAUGAAACAUUUAAAACACUCAUUUAGCAACUGCCUUCCUUUUCCUAAUAUUUUUUGUAUUUAUUAUGAACUGGACUCACCAACAUAUUUUUCCUUUUCCGUUUUGAUAACAUAUUUAAAGUGUAAUUGAUGCCAAUAUUUUUUGUUCUUUUAUAGAGAGGCACCAGGCAAUGGAGCUUCUAAUGUUGUGGAAGAAAGAAUAUACCAUGUAAUCUCUUAUUGCCAGUAAUUGAUCCCAAUUAAUUUGGAGUAUUAUUCUAUUUAAUGGGUUCAGGAAUGCUUGUCUCUCUACAUGUUAACAUCUCUGCAAUUGGGCCUAUUUUAAUUGCAAUUGGCAGCAUUUCUUUGUAGUGAUCUGUAAAAUGCUUCAUAGAUAAAAUGAAAUUGACUAAAGUCACUAACAUUGCCAGAAGUGCCAAACAAUGCCUAAUAUUACUACUUUUCAACAAACCCUAAACUGAGAAGAAAACACCCAACCAUAUUUGUAAGAUUUACAUCAAAUGCUUAUUGACUAUGCAGUAUUUAAAAAUAAUGUAAUUUUUAUUUUGUCCAUUUUAAAAAUCUGAGUCCUCUCUUAAGUACAUUAUAUACAUACCUAGGUACACUCUUUUUUUUUCUUUUUUCUGCUACGUGUUUUUUAAUUCCACCACAAAUCACAAUAUGCUAUAUAUCCCUGUUUAAAAUGUUUCCUCCUUCCGUGUUAUUCACAGUACUUUGUCACAAGUUUGGCCUGCCAUUAACUUUUCUUUAAGAGAUUUGAAAGAUGCAUGGUACACCACAAUGUCAUGCAAUAGGCUAAACUAAAGGUAUUUCAUUUCACACGUAUCACAGAAUUGACUUCGGCAUGGCAAUGAAUUAUGAUAAUUAUGAUAUUGAGAAUUACAACCCAGCUAGUCAGUGACAUCAUGUAAUAGAGUAAAAGCAAUUCAAUUCUUUUGUAUUUUAAAAUAUGAUGAAAUACAAAUUACAACUGUAUUAACUUUUCACCAAACAUGCAUUUUUAUUUUAAAAACUUUAUAAUAAACAUAUAUGUCAAUAAAAUGUGUAACUUGAAGAACAAUUAAUUCAUUUAGUUAUGUAAUUAAGACUGUAUGAACCUGGCUCUGGUGUUUUACAUGAUCGAUUUUUCUUUGCUCUGAUUAGUGAUUUGAAAGAUGGUGAUGGAAUAAUCUGAUUUUUAUAGACUGAUUUCCAAGUAUUCUUGUGAGUGCGUAUUAUUUACCACAAAACUUUUUUUUUUAAUGUGCCUUUCAAAGAUCAGGGCCGAUCAACCGACAUUUAAACUGGAAAAUCUUUACCCCAAAUUAAUUUGCUUCUUGGUUGAUGACUACUUUUUACUAAUUGUUUCAUCUGUGUCUCACCAAAGCAGAAGGUACACUCUUCUUGCAACUGGGUAGUUGAUGUCAAUGAGGAGUUAUUGCAUUUUCUGUGAAAACAAUAAAAUCAUAGGGUUCAAUCCCAAGCUAUUUCCUUUCCUACAAUGUUCCCUUUGUGGCUAAUCAGUUUAUUAGUUUUCUUAGUGCUUAUUUUUAAAAAGCAAUGUCUGGCAUUUUCUACUUCUAUAUAGGAGAAAAGCUACCACAGAAUGAUCGGAACUUUUUUCAAAUCUAAUAUAAAAUGUUCUUUGCCGAAUAUCCACAAUAUUUAUCAGUAAACAUGUAUGUUGUUAUUACAUAGAAAAAGAAAGACUAAAGACUUGAAAUCUGUAUGUGAACUAUGUCAGUUCUGAAUCAAUCCAUAUGUUCAUGUCUGCUUAGAAAAAGAAGCGAGGCUUAGAAAGGGAGAAAUAUUCCAUAUAUUUGUAUAUGAAUGACUUUGUUAACAUAUUAAUUUAAAGCUUAAUAAAUUAUGAGUGGUGAUAUCACUACCCUGAACCUACAUUGAAUAUAUUGAAAUUAGGGAACUGGAAUUCAAAAUGUUGAGUAGGGCAGAGGUUAAACUCUGGGUAGAAACUGAAAUAGUUUUCUCAAGGAAAUAUUUACAACUGAUUGAAUUUAAUUUCAAUUGUACUAAUUUUCCAUGAGUUGAGCUAAAGUGUAUUCUUAUUUUUCAAUAAAACAAUGGGAAAUUCUAUAAAAUAGGGAUUAGCUUGUUAGUUUCAGUUCGUUUUUGUAUGGCUCUUAAUUGUUGUCCUGGGUUUCCAGGAUAUCAUUUUUAU